Molecule: messenger RNA, 1422 nt
Organism: Camponotus floridanus (Florida carpenter ant)
Lineage: Eukaryota; Metazoa; Arthropoda; Insecta; Hymenoptera; Formicidae
Gene: Hel25E
Product: ATP-dependent RNA helicase WM6
Exons: 10
Coding region: 97-1374 (425 amino acids)
Biological process (GO): mRNA export from nucleus; mRNA splicing, via spliceosome
Molecular function (GO): RNA helicase activity; ATP binding; RNA binding
Source: RefSeq, a predicted model, not a curated record
GUCAGCGUCAUUCAUCGGAAUUCGCCAAAGUCGCUCGAAAUCAACCGGAGUUGUACGUUGUAAGUAAUCUUACUGUAUUGAAUUCAGGACGAUAUAAUGGCGGAUAAUGAUGACCUCUUGGAUUAUGAGGAUGAAGAACAAACCGAACAAGUUGUUGAUGGAAGUGGAGAUGUUCCUGCAAAGAACAAAGAAGUAAAGGGCACAUAUGUCUCUAUCCACAGCAGUGGAUUUAGAGAUUUUCUUCUUAAGCCAGAGAUUUUACGUGCUAUUGUCGAUUGUGGUUUUGAACAUCCAUCUGAAGUGCAACAUGAAUGUAUUCCUCAAGCAGUGCUUGGUAUGGAUAUACUGUGUCAAGCAAAAUCUGGUAUGGGGAAGACUGCUGUGUUUGUAUUAGCUACUCUUCAACAGCUGGAAUUAACAGAAAAUCAAGUCUAUGUCUUAGUGAUGUGUCAUACCCGAGAACUAGCUUUCCAAAUCAGUAAAGAAUAUGAGAGGUUUAGCAAAUACAUGCCACAUGUGAAAGUUGGUGUAUUUUUCGGUGGCUUACCUAUUCAGAAAGAUGAAGAAGUCUUAAAAACUGUAUGUCCUCAUAUUGUUGUUGGAACCCCUGGUCGUAUCCUCGCUCUUGUGCGGACUAAGAAAUUGAAUUUGAAGCAUCUGAAACACUUUAUACUCGACGAAUGUGACAAAAUGCUCGAGUUACUAGAUAUGCGCAGAGAUGUACAGGAAAUAUUUAGAAGCACGCCACAUAGCAAACAAGUCAUGAUGUUCAGCGCCACAUUGUCCAAGGAAAUACGUCCUGUCUGCAAAAAGUUCAUGCAAGAUCCCAUGGAAGUCUAUGUCGAUGACGAAGCGAAACUCACUUUAAACGGUCUGCAGCAACAUUAUGUCAAAUUGAAAGAAAAUGAGAAGAAUAAGAAAUUGUUUGAACUACUUGAUGUUCUCGAAUUUAAUCAGGUUGUCAUAUUUGUUAAGUCUGUCCAAAGAUGCAUGGCUUUAGCACAACUUCUGACAGAACAAAAUUUUCCUGCAAUUGGAAUUCAUCGAGGCAUGACACAAGAAGAGCGAUUGUCUAGAUAUCAACAAUUUAAGGAUUUUCAAAAGCGUAUUUUGGUAGCAACAAACUUGUUUGGACGAGGUAUGGAUAUAGAACGUGUGAAUAUUGUAUUCAAUUAUGACAUGCCAGAAGAUUCCGAUACAUAUUUACAUAGAGUGGCGCGUGCUGGUCGUUUUGGCACAAAGGGUCUUGCCAUUACAUUAGUGAGCGAUGAAAGUGACGCAAAAAUAUUAAAUGAUGUUCAGGAAAGGUUUGAUGUAAAUAUAACAGAAUUACCAGACGAAAUUGAUCUUGCUUCAUAUAUUGAAGGACGAUGAAUUGCCCUAUGACAAUAUAUAAACUGCAAUAAAAUCUUUUAAAGCACA